GGUAGCACUACCAGCUAGCUCCGCGAACAGUCGAUAGCACUAAAUAGCGCUAAUAGCGUCUCCUCGAACGCACUCUAAGUGAGUGAAAAAUUAGAAAGAAAAAAAAUGAAAUAGGAAAAGAAAAGAAUGUGUUGCAUUUGAAAAGAGACAGAUUCUUGUAGGAGAGAAAGAGAAAAAGAGGACAAUAGUCUCUCUCAUAUCGAGUGACGACGAUAUGGCGAAAGAUAAGAUUUGAGCAUACACCAUCGUAAAAGUCGAAAGACAAUUGCACAUACAUGAUAAACGUCGCAUAUGCCUGAUGUAAAUAUUAUUAUGAAUAUGAGGAUGGACCGUCGUGACUGAGGGAAACGCUGGGAACGGAACGCGGAGCGGCACGGCGCGGCGCGGCAGCACGAGUAAAUAGCAGCGGAUCAGCUGAUGAGGCACAACACAACACAAGUCAGUCAGUGGAAGAAGAGGAAAGCUCAUUGUUUUCCCGCUGCUGCUACUGCUGCUGUUAUUGGUUAUGGCGACGAGUAGCUCCGACGGCUCCUGCACGGCGCCCGCUGAUUUUCAGCUUUCCUCCGAGUUGGAGGACGCGUCGAGUCGCCUGAGCAUGAAUCUACUCAAGUGCCCGUUGUGCCAUAACAGCCGUCGGAUUUUUUAUUGCCGUCAGUGCGUCCAAAACGGCGAUUUUAUACACUCAAACACCGUCUACUCAGAACGGUUUGCGGAUAAACAGAUGCGGCUUGUACGAUUGAAAGCUGCAAGAGCACAGUUAGAGGAGAAAUGCAUGAAGGCUCUCGAAAGACAUAAGCAAAAAGAUAAGCUGAUUUGUGAUAUAAAUAUAUGUAAGGAAAGAGUGAGACUACUUCAGUCUCUAGUAAAUGAGACAAGGCAGAGCAUCAAUAGAGGUAAUCAACGUUUGAAUGUUCUAAAAGAUGUUAAUUCUCAAUUGACUUUGAGAAUGCCAAAGCAUGAGGAAAGAAUAGAUAAAAUACAUCGCUAUGUUAUUAGCUUGAAGGGUAAGCAAGAGAAACAGAAGGAGGCUGUAGAUAGAAAACGGGAACAACUAAAAAAAGUUAUCAGAACUGCUGCUAAGCAGUUAAUUCAAUACAUUUUUCCAUUAUCUAAAGUCCAGCCAAAUAGAAGCUUAUGUAGUAGUGAGGACAGCGAUAGUGCUACUUCUGAUAUCGUCACUAGCGCAUUAGCGGAUGCAUCGGGUACAUCAUACGUGCGAGGUAGAUGGAUUAGUGAAAAAGAAAACUCUUUGGAAAUUCAUCAUCGUAUAGUUGAACCAACGUUGCCAGCGACAGGAGACUACAGUGCUUACUCUCUCUGGGUUGCAGCGAAUAAGGAUGGCGUGCCAGGCGCAAACAAAGAAAAUGCGAUGCACAAUCCAGCAUAUAAUAUCAGUGCUGCUUUAACUUAUGCUACGCAACUAGUUAAUGUUCUUGCCUAUUAUGUUAAUAUAAAAUUACCGUACAAACUUACUUGUGGGGAGUUUUGUGGAAAUGAAAUGUCGGACCAAAAAUUUGCUAGGAAAGUAGCAAGGCUAAAUAGUAAUGUGUUACAUUUAUGUUUUACACAAAAUACCGACAUAGAUGUUUUACAUCCCAUGCAUACAUUACAAAACCUAAUGCACUUGCUCAAUACUGAAAUCAGUGACCUCGGAAGAAUUGGACCAAUGGAGGUUGAUCCAUCUGUAAUAGCACAACUUCAUAGUCAAUUAGUCCCUGAUUUAGAAAAUAGCGACGAUUCAGCUUCCGACGAAGAAGAUCUAUGUUGGGGAUGGGAGGCUGUACCAAAUAUCACAUGUCCCGAAAUGGCAGUACCUACUUCUGGAACGAUGGUCAGUCAGCAAUCUUCUAGUAUGCAAGUGCAUCAGAGUGUCGCUGGUGGCUUGGUAACAAGUGCAGCGGCCAGUAUCGCUUCAAUUUGGCGAGGUUGGACUAAUAAAUAACUUUCCUUUUAAUAAGUAAGUUUUUUUCUACAUAAACAUACACAUGCACACACAUUUCGAAUUCUUCAAAUCAAAGGACAGGAAAGAUGCUUCGGAACAAACAUGAUAUUAAAAAAAAAGUAUAUAAUUUAUAUAAUAAUAUUUAUAUAUCGCGGGAAUAUAAAAUAUGAUUUUAAAUCAACACAUGUAAAUAUAAUAACUUUCUUAACUUACACUUACGACACAUUCAAAGUAGUUCAAAUACGCUGUGACAAAUUUCGUUAGAUCUGAUAUCUAACUUAGUUCAAAUAGUUCAAAUCUAAAUAGAAGGAUUAGUAAACGGCUGUUUAAUAAAUUUAUCGACAUUUUAUAUUUCA
Molecule: messenger RNA, 2298 nt
Organism: Linepithema humile (Argentine ant)
Lineage: Eukaryota; Metazoa; Arthropoda; Insecta; Hymenoptera; Formicidae
Gene: Atg14
Product: autophagy related protein 14
Biological process (GO): autophagosome assembly; mitophagy; cellular response to starvation
Cellular component (GO): extrinsic component of omegasome membrane; extrinsic component of phagophore assembly site membrane; autophagosome
Source: RefSeq, a predicted model, not a curated record